CCAUCUCUUUCUCUGUGAAUUCCUUUCAUCUUCAAAGCUUUCAGCUCCAAUUCUUCUUUCUUCUUCUUCUUCUUCAACCUUUGGUCUGUGAAUUCCUUGUUAUACGUACAAAUUGGAUAUAGAGAGAGAAGGUGAAAAGAUUGUGUUUGUGUAAUGUCGGUGGCAUGUGGAGUGGAGUGUGUGGUGGUGUUGGGCUGCGUGCGGUGGGGUUGGAAGCGGUGCACCUACGUCGGGAGCGACGACAGCGCCACGUGGACAGCUGCGACCCGGGAGGAAUUCGACCCGGUGCCGCGUGUCUGCCGCACGAUCCUCGCCGUCUACGAGGACGACCUGCGGAACCCCAAGUUUGCGCCCGCCGGCGGCUACCGACUAAACCCCGACUGCGUGAUUAAGCGCGUUACUUACCAGGAGACCUGCGGCAACGCGCCGCCGUACUUGAUCUACCUCGACCACGACCACCGCGAGAUCGUGCUCGCUAUCCGCGGCCUUAAUAUGGGGAAGGAGAGCGAUUACAAGGUCCUCCUCGACAACCGCCUCGGGAAGCAGAUGUUCGACGGCGGGUACGUGCACCACGGGCUCUUGAAGGCCGCGAUUUGGUUGCUGAACACCGAGUCCGAGACUCUGAGGACGCUCUGGGAGGACAACGGGAGGAGCUAUAAGAUGAUUUUCGCCGGCCACUCUCUCGGAUCCGGCGUCGCGUCGCUGCUCACGGUGAUUGUAGUCAAUCACCGCCACAAAUUUGGGGGUAUUCCCCGGAAUAUGAUCACAUGUUACGCCGUCGCGCCAGCUCGGUGUAUGUCUCUCAACUUGGCCGUCAAAUAUGCCGAUGUAAUACACUCCAUUGUGCUUCAGGAUGAUUUUUUACCAAGAACUGCCACCCCGUUGGAGGAUAUAUUCAAAUCCAUAUUCUGUUUGCCCUGCUUGUUAUUUCUAGUGUGCUUGAGGGAUACGUUUAUACCUGAUGGUAGAAAGCUCAGAGAUCCAAGAAGACUUUAUGCACCUGGCCGAAUGUAUCACAUUGUGGAAAGAAAAUUCUGCAGAUGUGGGAGGUUUCCUCCGGAAGUAAGAACUGCCAUACCGGUUGAUGGAAGAUUCGAGCAUAUUGUUCUGUCAUGCAAUGCCACAUCUGAUCAUGGAAUAAUUUGGAUAGAAAGAGAAUCUGAGAAGGCAUUACAAAUAUUGAAGGAGGGUAGUGCUGAGACGAUCACAACUGCUCCUAAGGUGCCGAGAUUCGAAAGACUGCAGACAAUUAAACAAGAACACAAGGAUGCACUGGAAAGAGCUGUGAGUUUGAACAUCCCUCAUGCUGUGUCCGCAACCGAAGAGGAGGAACCUUCUUCAGGGAGUCACAAGGAAGAGUCCGCGGAGGAGAUAAGCAUAGCUGCAGAGCCUUCUGAGGAGGAGAUUGAGGAGGGUGAAGAGAAGAGCGAAGAUGCCUCCUCAAAGGGUAAAGAAACUUCGAGUAAGAGAAUAACUAACUGGGAUGAAUUGGCUGAGAAGCUUUUCAAGAAAGACGAAACAGGGCAAAUGGUAUUGAAUAGAGACAUUAUUAAUGAGUGAUGUGGGAUUUUCUCCUAAUUAUUUCUGCGUGAAUUGUUUCUUGUCCAGUCACCCAUCACUCAGUGGGGAAAUUUAAAUUGCAACAAUGUAUCAUGGAAAUUUUUUGAGGUCAAUUCUUUGCUAAAACAUCUUAAUUCUUUUUGUUAA
Ipomoea nil (Japanese morning glory) is the source of this 1707-nucleotide messenger RNA. RefSeq lists its product as uncharacterized. Gene Ontology annotation, biological process: lipid catabolic process. NCBI's taxonomy places the organism in Eukaryota, Viridiplantae, Streptophyta, Magnoliopsida, Solanales, Convolvulaceae. The transcript has 5 exons. Bases 154 to 1560 code for a protein of 468 amino acids. The record is from RefSeq and is a predicted model, not a curated record.